Acanthopagrus latus (yellowfin seabream) is the source of this 3265-nucleotide messenger RNA. Its product is annotated as desumoylating isopeptidase 1-like. Gene Ontology annotation, molecular function: peptidase activity. The record is from RefSeq and is a predicted model, not a curated record. The transcript has 6 exons. Gene Ontology annotation, biological process: protein modification by small protein removal. Lineage: Eukaryota; Metazoa; Chordata; Actinopteri; Spariformes; Sparidae. The coding region runs from base 86 to 592 and encodes 168 amino acids.
CCGCCCAGUCAGCUGUGCCGUUAAGUGUCCCUAGCUUAGCCAGCCGACAGAAAAAUAAAACACAAGCUAUUUUUGGUUUUACAUUAUGGAUAAGAGCGCCACGCGAUACAAUGUACAGCUAUAUAUUUAUGAUUUAUCGCGAGGAAUGGCCCGCAGCCUCAGUCCUAUCAUGUUGGGAAAGCAGCUGGACGGUAUCUGGCACACAGCUAUAGUGGCAUACGGUGAUGAAUUCUUCUUCGGAGGGGAGGGGAUCUCCAGCUGUUCACCGGGUGGGACGAUGCUCGGCCCUCCAGACACAGUGGUAGAGCUGGGAGAGACGGAAGUGUCAGAGGAGAUCUUCAUGGAUUACCUCUCUUCCCUGGGAGAAAGCACAUACAGAGGUGACAGGUAUCGUCUGUUUGAGCACAAUUGCAACACCUUCACCAACGAGGUGGCUCAGUUCCUGACGGGCAGGUCCAUCCCCUCCUACAUCACCGACCUUCCAUCCGAGGUCCUCUCAACACCGUUCGGCCAGAUUCUGCGGCCCAUCCUGGACUCGAUCCACAUCGCCCCUCCUGGAGGUAACGUCAUCAAUGGAGGCAGGAACGUCUAACCCCGAGGGGGCAGCAGAGUCGCCGAGUGUUCGCAAAGGUCACUUCCAUUGUAGUCUUUCUUUGUUUUAUUUCUGUACAUAAGUAACACACAAGCACUGAAGCUGAUGGUGUUUGUAAGCUAUGACUGAUAUCUGAUCCGUUAGUCCUGAAAAUUCCUAAUUUAAAUAUAAUUUCCUGCUUAAAAUCCAGUUGGUUUAUGAAUACUAUUCAGCUGACUUAAAUGAAUGUUGCCUUCUUAGAAAUACAUCUAUGUAAAGUCAUAUAUCCAUUUAAAGGGGCACUAUGAAGUUUUGGUAAUAUUUACAAUAUUAAUGAAGUAAUGAUACAAACUCAAAAAUAUACUUUCCAGAACUGAAUAAACAAGCUUUUCUCUGAGAGAAAUAAAGUCCACAAAAUACUGUUUUUAUUUGCCAGAGCCUGCCACCUUUCUAGCUAUAAAGUAAACAGUAUGACAUUGCGUUGUUCAUUAAGGUCAGUUUGUUUAUUCAGUCUUGAAAAUGAAUCAAUAAAGAUCUUUCUCUUCUGAUUAGACAUUCUUCUCCAAAACUACAUAGUUCACCUUGAAAGAAGUUAAAUGUAAAAAGAUAUAUUUAGAUUUGGUGCAACCCAACUGAAUUGAUUCUUAAUACACAAUAACAUAGAUAUUUCACCACAUUUCAAGGGGCACUGUGUUGUUUUGGUGAAGAAAUUUAAACUCAAAGUUUUGAUAUAUUUACAGUAUUAAUAGGGUGAUAAAACAAACUUAAGAAUAUACAUUUUUUUAAACUGAAUAAACGAACUGUUCCCAGAAGAAUAUAAGGUCCCCAGAACCCUGUUUGGAGCUAGAAAGUUGGCAGCGUCCGCCAGAUGUAAACAAAGUAAAACGGCAUGAGACCAUGUUGUCCUUUAAGGUCAGUUUGUUUAUUCAGUUUGUACAGUCAAUGAAACAUAGAGAGUCUUUCUCUGCUGAUCAAAUUUCUACCCCAAAAACUUUCUACUCCACAGCAUUAAUCCAAUAGCUGUAAUUAAACCACAUACAACAUUUAAAUACCUCUUGCACAUUAGUGCAUCCAGCUUAUUUAGUACUUUUGUAGAAAAUACCCCUUUACCUUUUUAAGCUGGGUCCUUCCAGUAUUACAGUUUUAAUUUAAUCCAGAUUUUAGUUCGUCACUUCAGUUAUUUAAUAAGGAAUUAAGCUGUUGUUCAUCACAUAUCAGGUUUCACACAUGGUUUCUGCUGUGCGGCUGACUACAAUGAAAUUAAUCUUAGCGUGCUCUUUUGCAUAGAUGUGUUUAAUAUAUUCAAUUCAAUGGAUGCUGAACGAUGGAAAAUAUGAUGGUCUUGGAGAGUCUUUUAAUGUCAAUCAUAUUUAAAUUUUGCACUUUUAUGAUUUGUUUUAAUUACAUAUUUUUUUGUUACUUGUCAGCCUGUAGUUUAAUUUCCCAUCAGUGAUCCUUUUAUGCCUGUAAUAUUUGUCUUUACUGUUUCUGUUGAACUCCUCUGUGUUCGCCUACUUAACCGAACCAUAUAUAUUAUCAUUCCAUUUGUAAUACGACAUACAGCAGGUGAUUGAUGCCACAGAGUUUAUACAAUUUAGAGUGAUAUAAAAGUGUCUCUAUAUCAGGACUGGGAUCAGUUCAUUAUAAAUACAGUUAUUCCUGUGUAUAUGAAAGUUGACAUUUGUUGAUUACAAAAGUGUGUGUCACAAAGGGCAAGAAGACAACACAAGGAACAGUUUCAAGGUGAUAUAAUAUCAUUUUCCAGACAAUCCUUGUCCUUUUAUAAAGGUUUUUGACAACAAAACAACAAUUUUCUUGGUUGGAAAUAUCCAACAAUGUAGGCUCUUAUAUAAGUGAACUGUGUCACAGCCCUGUUAUAUGACAUAAGUUGUGCCUCUUGGCCUGUGUUACCAGCUCCACAGGGAGAUCAUCUUGUUAUACAAUGUUUUUGAAAUUUCAGUUGCCAUGUGGGUAAUUCUAAACAACUGCACAUCCACACUUUUUUUUAAAACAUAAAGUUGACCAUAUGCUGUACUGUCAACUUAAUAACAACCUGCUUGAGUCCUUUAACAGCCACCAGAGAGUGUUUGAUAUACAAUACACCUCUGUGCCUUCAUUUCCCUCCGCUUGGCUACAGUCACACUGUUGGGAGUUGGCAUGGUUAUCGUAUAGCACAGAUGGUAACUUCCUGUGCAGUCCGCAUUCAAAAUCCGGUAGUUAGUUUACUGCAUGAAGGUUGAGAGUGAAAGUGAAAUAGACGAAAAGGCACCCUCAGCUCGCUGAUAUUGACCAUGCGACACAUGCCACGAAUCAAAUUCUGCAGGAAACUGUAAGAAACAGUUGAAAGCGGUUGAAAGUAUCCCAGAUCCAACACUCACAGCCUUUAAUAUAACACAUUACACCCUGCGCUCUGCCAACAGAAAGAACAAAUUGUUGUGUAACUUAAUAUAAGAUGUAGCUCUCAUGCUUUAGGGGUUACCUGAUUAAGACAGUGUUACCCUCACAAACCAUAUUAAACCUCAUGAGCCUGAACAGAGUGAAGUUGAAGAAAGAAGCACAGAAAAACAAGAAGUCACUUAACAAAGAACAUUUUUAUCAUAACCAGCAUUAAUAAAGGGUACAUUUAUAGUUAAUAAAACUUUGGUUAAUAGCAGUUUGACUGUUAUUAAACAUUAAAAUGCCUUUUAAACCAUG